This is a messenger RNA of Galeopterus variegatus (Sunda flying lemur), 1801 nucleotides long. RefSeq names its product trafficking protein particle complex 2-like (gene TRAPPC2L). The record is from RefSeq and is a predicted model, not a curated record. Lineage: Eukaryota; Metazoa; Chordata; Mammalia; Dermoptera; Cynocephalidae. Gene Ontology annotation, biological process: endoplasmic reticulum to Golgi vesicle-mediated transport. Bases 227 to 595 code for a protein of 122 amino acids. The transcript has 5 exons. Gene Ontology annotation, cellular component: cytoplasm; nucleus; TRAPP complex.
UGGAAAGAGACUGAGCCGAGUUGGUGGCGUCCACAUGCUCCUAUCCGGGGACUUGCGUGGGACCAGGCGUAGGAGGCAGACCUGUCACUGCCGUGGCUGCUGCGAGGCUUCUCGUGGGCCUCCCUCUUCGCUCGAGCCACGCUUGUUUGCUUGAGGGUUUAUUGAUCAGAAUUACCCUCUCUACAUCCGCAGCACCCCCACGGAGAACGAGCUGAAGUUCCACUACAUGGUGCACACGUCCCUGGAUGUGGUGGAUGAGAAGAUCUCCGCAAUGGGGAAGGCCCUGGUGGACCAGAGGGAGCUCUACCUGGGCCUGCUCUACCCCACGGAGGACUACAAAGUAUAUGGCUAUGUCACCAACUCCAAGGUGAAGUUUGUCAUGGUGGUGGAUUCCUCUAACACAGCCCUACGAGACAAUGAAAUCCGCAGCGUAAGCGCAGGGGACUGGAGGACCACGCCUGGGUGGUGGAUGUUCCGGAAACUGCACAACUCCUACACAGAUGUGAUGUGCAACCCCUUCUACAACCCGGGAGACCGCAUCCAGUCCAGGGCCUUUGAUAACAUGGUGAUGUCUAUGAUGAUACAGGUCUGUUGAGCGACACUGCCGCCGGUUACUUCAAGGAGAUACGUCUGUACGUGACUGUGCUGUGGAGAUGCAUAUUUAUUAUCUUGCCUUUUCCUGAACAUAACUCACAUAACACUUGGGGCAAGGCCUUGUGCAUGGUGCCUCCCAACUAAAUGUCUCGUGAGAUGAGAUUUGGUUUUUUCCUUCUGUGUCAGCAGAAGUUUAGCUAGGGAGAGGUUACCUAAGGACUUUUAGGGACAUGGGCAGAGGUAAGGGAUUGGGCACAGCAGGAAGUAUGUUCCAGGCAGGGGAAGGGGUGCCUGGAACCCAGAGAGCUUGGAGCCUGGCAGGAGUCGUGACCACAGGUGGGAGAGCGGAGGGCGGGCUCCACCUCUGCUUUUGCUGUGGCCUUCCUGUGGUUGAAUGGGUGGGAGGUCGGUAGGGGUCAGCCUCCCCAGUCCAGAGCCAGUGUGAAGGGUGGAGAUGAUCUAGGGACCAAGGAGACAGCCGCAUCCCUCCCAUGUGGGCUGAGGGCCCUCCUCUCUCUGCACUUGGCAUCGUGUGCAUCUGGCCCAACGACUGGACGCAGGACUGGUCUCAGAAGGAGCCCUGGUGAAGUCUGGAUAGCCUCGUGGGUGCACAGCAUCGGGUCAGCUGCUGCUUGCUUUUUAAAUGCCAGGAUGAGCAAACUUGCAGAGCCCUUUUCCUGCCUGUCAGUGCCCAUCAGGUUGGGAGAGGAGCUGCUGGCUGCCGCUGCAGGCCCUGGCAGCCUGCCCUGGGGCUCACACCAGCCCAAGCCACUGUGAUUGGAUCUCCUAGUUGUGCUCCCCCAUGAACCUGUGCAGCCAACGUCCAGGUUACAGGAUUGAGGUGACAGCUCCUUGUGGGAAUCAGGCACCAGAGCUGGCUCCCCUCAUCAUCUGACAGUGCGGCCGGGAAGUGGCGGAGGCACUGGGGACCCCUGCUGGACUGAGCCCCAUCCAGGCCUUUACCUGCUUUGUGCAUACUCAGUGCUGUGGCUUCCUUGAGCUGAAGGACACAAGACCAAGACGGGGCCCCUCCAGAGUGCCCCCCAUCUCACCCCUAGUGCUGGUCCAGGAAAAGCCCCCAGGAAGCCGCGGAGGCGUUACCACUGCUCAGCUGGGGCUGGAAGGUGGACUUUCUCCACUUCUUUCUGUUCCUUCCCUUCUGAUGAGCACGGUAUUGAUUUUUUAAAUUACAGGAGAAAAAAACCUA